AUGAAGACUGCUUUGAUCGCUGUGGCUUUCCUUGUACUCGGACUUGGCUGGACUUCUGACGCUGUGAAAGUGCAGGAGGGCGGCAUGUCCUUCUCCCUGGAGGCUGUGCAGAGACUCCAGGAGCUCACUGACCAGAUGCUGGCCACAAAGCAGAACCCACACAUCAGGCCCAGUGCUUUCCUGUGCUUGGACCCCCUGUUACCCCAAGAGUUCGUGCCGCUGUGCAGACAGAAGGGAGGGUCUGAGUCUCUGGCCCGACUGGCGUUGGUUCCCAUGGAUGUGUGUGAGAUCUGUUCCUUCGCCGCCUGCACCGGCUGCUAA
This is a messenger RNA of Knipowitschia caucasica, 321 nucleotides long. The record is from the annotation of a GenBank genome assembly. NCBI's taxonomy places the organism in Eukaryota, Metazoa, Chordata, Actinopteri, Gobiiformes, Gobiidae.